Messenger RNA from Haplochromis burtoni (Burton's mouthbrooder), 4221 nucleotides. RefSeq names its product G-protein coupled receptor 26. The transcript is spliced from 3 exons. Gene Ontology annotation, cellular component: membrane. Gene Ontology annotation, biological process: adenylate cyclase-activating G protein-coupled receptor signaling pathway. The record is from RefSeq and is a predicted model, not a curated record. The coding region runs from base 901 to 1965 and encodes 354 amino acids. Gene Ontology annotation, molecular function: G protein-coupled receptor activity. NCBI's taxonomy places the organism in Eukaryota, Metazoa, Chordata, Actinopteri, Cichliformes, Cichlidae.
GGGGGAUGCACGCGGUUCUGUUUUGUGCCAGAGGCGGUGGUACUGCUGCACUGUGGACUAAUACCCUGGAUGUAAUCCAGCUGCACUGCGUCCAAUUAAAGCACCACGUAAAGCUUUGAACACUGGGCUGUUACUGCUCCGGUAACUCAGUUCUCGCAACGAUUUCUGAGCUCUGGGCAAAAGUGUAUCUGCUGUGAAAUGUUAAUAAAGUGAUGAUAGUGUUGCCAUUUAAUCUCGUCACACUGACUUGCAAAACAUUCAAUUAGCUAUUUAAAUAUUUUAAAGCUUCUAUUUUUUCCCCAAACCCCACAAAAACAUUUCAUUACCAAACUCCAGAUUUCAACGUGACGCUUAUGACAUCAGCAUUACCACCAGCCACGUAAUCGUGCGUCGCACUUCUAUUUUUACACUAAAAAGCUAUUUUUGAACGAGUGCACCAGCGUGCUUCAGACGCUGGCAGUAAAAGACAAUAGACUGUAAGUGCUCAAACACAGCGCCUGCUUUAAGCACUUUUUGUCCUUAAAAAAAGCCGUCCAUCAUGUCAGUGCGCAAUUGCGCAGCAGGAACCCCCGAUGUGUGAGACCAGUGACCUGACCACUGAAAAAACUACCGCAGCGCCGCAAGAGAACCAGCCUCCUACUGUGACCCCAUUCCAGUAAAGAAGACUUCUAAAUUCCCCCACAGUAACAAGGUGAGCGGUCUCUGUGCGAAUUUCCCACAACCCCAUCUUCGACGCUGCUGGAAGAGUAGCUUCGUGUAAUGAAGACGUUCGUAUACCGGUGAGGGUAAGCAGCAUGUUCAUCUGUUGGACUCAUAUACGUUGUGUCCACAACUCACGAUGACAGCUCGCAUCAGGACUAUGGAUGCACUUUUCAAAAGUCUGGGUUUCUGAGAGGAAGCAUGAUGGACGCAGCGGACAUAGUUGCCUCUGUGCUGGUUUUGGGGAUUAUUGUCGUGUCGCUGCUGUCCAACGUUGUGGUGCUGAUCUGCUUUAUGUACAAUCCGGAGAUCCGCAAACAGGUACCCGGCCUUUUUAUUCUCAAUUUGACGUUUUGCAACCUGUUGCUGAGCGUGUCCAACAUGCCACUAACUCUGAUCGGGCUCAUCACCACGGGCCACCCCGGGGGCAGCGGUUUCUGUCAAAUUGUGGGUUUCCUCGACACUUUUCUCACCACAAACUCCAUGUUGACCAUGGCAGCUCUUAGCAUCGAUAGAUGGGUGGCGGUGGUUUUCCCGCUGAGCUACCACUCAAGAAUACGGCACCGGGAUGCAGUGAUAGCCCUAGGAUACACGUGGAUACAUUCACUUUGCUUCUCCACGGUGGCUACCUGCCGUUCCUGGGUCGGCUACAACCACCUUUACGCAUCGUGCACGCUGUGCAGUGUGAGAGCGAAGGGAGCCGGGACGCAGUUCAUCAUUUUCACCGUGGUUUUGCACUCUCUCACUUUCCUUCUCACGCUGAUCGUGCUGUGUGUAACAUAUCUCAAAGUUCUCAAAGUUGCGAGGUUUCACUGUAAACGCAUCGACGUCAUCACUAUGCAGACACUGGUGUUGCUUGUGGAUAUCCACCCCAGUGUACGCCAGAAAUGCUUGGAUGAACAGAAGCGGAGGAGGCAGAGGGCCACCAAAAAAAUCAGUACAUUCAUCGGCACAUUUAUGGUGUGCUUCACGCCUUAUGUCAUUACAAGAAUUGUAGAGCUUUUCAUCCCAGGACCCAUAAACUCUCACUGGGGUGUGCUGUCCAAAUGCUUGGCCUACACCAAGGCAGCAAGCGACCCAUUUGUCUACUCACUGUUGCGUCACCAGUACAGGAAGACCUGCAGCCUUCUGGCAAACAAAGUCCUCAAGAGGAGCACGUUCAACUCCUCCUCACUCAGGAUAGAGAACAAUGCAAGGAGAAGUGACAACUCCUCCAAUGCAACCAACAAUGUCCAACCACCGACCGAAAAACCCCUCGGCCAGUGAAUGUCAACACAGUGACAGCUGAAGUGUUGAUCUUGGAUGCUGACAUUUUCUUCUGAGUUUGAGAUAACAUAAAAAGUGAUAUUAUAAUAUCAAACGUUUCUCAUGUAAUUACUUGUUAAGGGACAAGAUAUUUUGUACUUUUUAUUGUGAACAAAUUCAAUGAAAAGACCAAAACCAGCAAUGUGUUACUCCGCAUCUCCAUACUUUAUUAAUUUGCCACCGUUUCUGACUUAGAUAGCUAAAUGCUCAGAUUGUGCUGCUUUUUUCGCAUCUGUAUUCCUGAAUGCAAAAAUGCAUUGACCGUUAUUGACAGUGACAUCUCUUUAUUUACAGCAGAUACCCAUGUUCGUGAUUACAAGAAGCAUGUCACACAGUGCUACUUACUGUAGAUAUGUUUUUCAAUUAUUAUUUGUUAACUCUCAAUAGAGUAGGUUUAUUGUGGGGAGGUCUAUGUUUGUAGACUUUAAUGGCAUUGAGGAUUUAAUACAAGUGUACAUCUUUUUCUGCAAAGGUCUUGGACCUGUUUUUUGUGAUAUAGCUUUGUAGCAUUCUGGUAAAUUUGUGUGAAAUACCUAGACUGCUGUGGCAUGGUAAUCUAGUGACUGUUUCAAAGGCACAAACUGCAGCGCACGUGAACAAGACUGCCGCCCCAUCUCCAAAAUGCAGAACGAAGGAACAGAAGUAUCUGAUUACCUCAAAUCGAUGUAUUUAUAAGUUAUAUUGUUUGGAAAAAGAUGCUCAAAGUGUUGUGUUCCACCUAAAGCGAAUGGCUGCAUGUCUUGACUGAAAUUCAAGCAUAACCUCUGACCUCACUCAUGAUGAAGAAAGCUGGAUUAAAUACUUCAUGUGUUCAUGGAAUCAUUUAAAGCAGAUGAUAUUUUAAAGUUGUGUUGCACCACACUGAUAGUUUUAUUGAAAAUACUGUACAGUAUAACUGUGAGGCCUGACUUCUAAAGUGCCUAUGAAGUCUCUGAUUGAAUCACAACUCAACAGAGGGAACACUUUUCUCAAUGGUUGUGUUAUGGUAAAGUGUGUGAUUUUAAUCCUGUUAAGUAGUCCGUUUUGUAAGUAACGUUUAUUUUGUAAUACAACCUCGUUAUUUGGUUGCGUAAGGCAGCACAAGGUGAAAUGUUAUUGAAUGUGGUAGCAGCUAUUCAGUAAUGUGUAAUUAACAUUUGAGCUCAUGUCAUAUGAGUGGCUGUGCGAUAUCUGUGUUGUAAGACAACACUGACUAAUCAGGAUGUUGUGUUUUUACUUUACUGUGACAGUAUGAAGCCUUUAAAAGGCAAAAAAAAAAUCUAUUUAUUUUUGUCAAAACUGUGUCUGAAUUUUGCUAAUACGUUUGUGAUGAUAUUACAAUAAAUGCUGUGCAUUUUGACAUUUGAAACUGUGCCAAGCUGUCUUCUUAAACAUUUAUCAUCUGUAUUUUUAUUGAGAUGAUGCAUAGAGAAUUCAGCAAAUCUGAUCUUGAACAAUGCUUUACUAUAGCACCAAUCUUCCAACACCUUUAUUCUCCCACGAUGAUUAAGUCAUGGAGAAAUAAUAAUUAACCUGAAAAAUCAUUUAAGGGUCCCUCCCACUACUGCUGCUGUUGAUGUGGCAGCAGAACAAAGACUUUAUACAAAAGCAUCAGGAUUGAAAGUUAAAGGCUUUCUUAAUUGCAGAGCUUCUAGAAGGAGUGGGAAAAGAAUAAAAGAAGCCACGAAAAAGGAUGGAGGUAGGCAUUAUCUCGCGAAAUGCUGUGGCAGUUUUCAAAGGUCCUUGCCAUCUGUGUCAUCUAUCCUACUUAAAUCCAAUGCAAAGCAAAUUGAAUCAAAAAAUUUGAAACAAUCAUGUCUUGUCAUAAGACAAAACUGCCUCCAGUAAAUUGAAUUAUUCACCAAAAGGGCAAAAGAUGAGCUGACCAUAUCACUGUGAAGCACACCAAGCGAGGGCAAUUAGCUGAAAGUAUUCAGUGAGUUUGGAAGGAGCCCCAGUCUGGAGGUGUGUGCAUACCACAUCUCCCUGGGAGAUUUAGUGAGUGGGUAGUGUAGUGGCAGACACAAACCUGCCAUACACGAAAUGCUGUGUACAGACCUAGCGAUUAAGUCACUGUGCGUGGGAAGGACAAGAAAGCAGAGGAGGAAGAAGAAGAACAUGAGUUUGCUGGAUGACUUCAUGCGACCCGAGUGUCAGGGCACGACGAAGGAGUGGCGCUCGCUACAGUUCUCCCACUCCGACAAAGUAAAAGUUGUUCGUGUAAAAAAAACCAUUUAC